UUGAGAGCUGCUUUCAAAAGUUUUUGAAAAAUAUUUAACGCUGUUUACACAUUGUAUGAGAAUUUAAUUUACUAACACUGAGUGACCACCACAAUGGCCACCAGCAAUUCCUCGAUGACCGAAGCCUCGCCAAACAACGGGACUUACGACGACUACAGCGCCGAAGAUGGCUAUUACGAUAUCAUGAGUGUCGUUCUCUUCAUCAACAAGUACUACUUGUGGAUUAUAUUGUUCAUCGGUCUCCCCGGAAACUUCUCGACCAUUAUCACAAUCUCACGCAUGCGCAGACUGGGUUCUUUUACUAUGUACGUUGUACUUUUAGCCGUCAUGGAUAAUUUGGCUAUUAUACUCAAAAUCACCGUUUACCAGCUGCUAAAUAAUAAAAACGAGGUGGGGACUGGAGGAUGUCGAUCGCUGCUGUUUUUCGCGACGUUUUUUACCUCCUACGCCAAUUGGAUUUUAGUUAUGAUGGCGGUAGAGCGCCUGGUCGCUGUCAGGUAUCCUCUGAAGAUACAAAAAUACCUGGGUUACAGAAGAUCUGUUCUGUGGAACAUCACUAUCGGAUUUAUCCUGGCGGCGAUGUACAUUCCGAUACUGUGGAUGGCGUACUACGACGAACAGUCAAUUAGCUGUAACGUACACACGGAACCAUCCGAACUGGCGUCGUAUCUCCACUGGACAAAUAUCUCGCUGUUCGCUUUCAUUCCGUUCAUCUGUCUCGCUUUGUUCAACGUUCUAAUCCUGCGAGUCAUCCGUCAGUCAUUCAAGCUGAGAAACGCCCUGAGAAACGUCAACAGCUCUUCCUCCCCGCGGAGAUCCACCAGUACAGACAACUCCACCCAGCGGCAGAUCAUGCUCAUGCUCUUCACCUCCACCCUCGUUUUUGUCAUUUUCAUCUUCCCAGCGUGUGCCUUAACAGUCUCCCAGACAUACUGGCCCGUAACGGUACUCACCCGAGGUUACGCCAUCAAGUACCUCUUCAGUCAGGUCUCCUACGUACUGGCUGACUCCACGCAUGCGCUAAACUUUUACCUCUACUUCCUGAGUGCGCGGAAGUUUAGGAGACAGUUUAUCCGGAUGUGGACGUGUAAACACGCACGGCCUGAACAGUCCACGUUUGCUCUCAAGUUUCGAAGUCGCUUCCACCGGAUGUCCCUCUUCACAUCCACCACCACGCGACCAACUGCACUCUAACUGACCCACACCUCUCAGUGGAUAGGUGGACUCACCAUGACUCAUUCAGUUACUGCAUUGGAGAUAAUCGACUAAUCCCCCAGCUGUGAUCAAUAAUCCUUCAACUCCGAUCGAUAAUGUUCAGUAUUGAUCAAUUAUUCUUGAACCGUGAUCGAAUAAUCACCCAACUGUAUUUCCUCUCGACGAAGGUGAGGUAUUACCUAAACAAUGACGCUGUUGGUGCUAGAAAAAAGGCACUAGGUUUUUACCCAUUGUCUCAUGCACGAAGCCACAGGACAACACUUGCAGCUAUUUUUUUGUUUAUUGAUCAACGAGUCUCGUUCAUAGACGGUCUGUCUACUAGUUGAUGCUAGAUAUAAGACUUAGAACUGUCGCAUUUUAAAGACUUGAAAUUUUAAACAGCAGCAAUCUAUUCCUACCUGAAGGAAAACAAUACUCCUUUUUAAAACUUAUACUCAA
Physella acuta is the source of this 1653-nucleotide messenger RNA. RefSeq names its product FMRFamide receptor-like. Gene Ontology annotation, cellular component: plasma membrane. Lineage: Eukaryota; Metazoa; Mollusca; Gastropoda; Physidae. The record is from RefSeq and is a predicted model, not a curated record. Gene Ontology annotation, biological process: G protein-coupled receptor signaling pathway. Gene Ontology annotation, molecular function: G protein-coupled receptor activity.